This is a messenger RNA of Gongylonema pulchrum, 863 nucleotides long. Lineage: Eukaryota; Metazoa; Nematoda; Chromadorea; Rhabditida; Gongylonematidae. The record is from the annotation of a GenBank genome assembly.
UUGUUUUCAGAGAAGCAGCUGAAAACUUUUGGGAUUGUUUUGGCAGAAUCGGAAUUGGAGGAUGACGACUACAUACAUUGCGAUCUGUGCGGAGUGUGCUAUCGCGCAUCCUGUCGACUACAUCCCCUCUUCAUCGUCAGUGAUCGUGAGGUGGUUUUUUUUUCUUAUUUGCUGAUUGCCUUACGGGCUUACUCAAUAUCUGCGAAGAAAGGACGGGGAGGGACAGCCAAAUGCCAAUGUCUUGCUUGCUCAGAGAAGCAGCUGAAAACUUUUGGGAUUGUUUUGGCAGAAUCGGAAUUGGAGGAUGACGAUUACAUACAUUGCGAUCUGUGCGGAGUGUGCUAUCGCGCAUCCUGUCGACUUCAUCCCCUCUUCAUCGUCAGUGAUCGUGAGGUGGUGCGCGAGGAGAACAAGCCACGUGCAGAGCAGACGCUGCCCGCUUUUUUUGAAAUAAAAACAUCAAAAAUUCCGAAAGCGGGGCUCGGCGUCUUUGCGAAAAUGGACAUACCAAUAGGAUUGGUCUUUGGUCCCUACCAAGGUAUAUUACUGACGGAUCCAAAGAAAGCGGACCAGAACGGCUAUUCCUGGGAGAUCCGUAUCAGCGGACGGCCUUCGCAGUAUAUCGACGGCAGCGACCCACAAUACUCGAACUGGAUGCGCUAUAUAAACAUUCAGAAGGAGCAAAAUCUGAUCGCUUUUCAGUACAACGGUUCAGUUUACUAUCGUGUCUUCAAACCGAUUAGUGAUGGUACCGAACUCCUUGUGUGGUAUGGGAACAAGUACGGUGAAAGCCUGGGAGUGCUAAGUGUGGCGCCGCGCGUCAAAAUACCGCCCCAGAAGAAUCCAUAUGUAUUCGGAUAACG